AUGAUAAAACCUAGGCGACACAAUCCGUUCAUGCCACGCGUGCAAAAACCAAGCCAUGAGGGUAAAGCCAUGCCGAAGAAGAAUGACGGUGGAAAUAAAUCUUUAUUCGACCAAUUGGAGGAAUUCCGUGUUAAUCCAGCAGAGCCAGAGGAGCAGCAGGAUAUGGAUGGCCUGAUGGACUGGUGGGGCACAGUGGAGCAGUGGGAAGACAUGCCUCAAGAUGAUGACUUGACUGAAAAAGAGGAGGCCAAGGCGUUUGCAGUGACAGCUGAGAAGGUGCAGAAAGGUAUCCGUGUGUUCAACAAGCUGUUCUCAGAGCGUGCAGAGAGCCUGUGGCAGCACGUCAUUGACCUGAACAGCAUCGCAGAUGCCCUCGACUGCUUCAACAAGAAGACCAAGAUCGCCCAAAUCACUGGCGGCUCCACCAGCGCUGUAGGAGGCGUGUGUACCAUUGUAGGCCUCGCCCUGGCCCCUGUCACCAUGGGAACCUCCCUGAUCGUCACAGCGGUGGGACUGAGCGUGGCCACAGCGGGUGGCCUAACCUCAGCCGGAGCUGGACUCUCCAACACGGUCAACAACUCCAUGGACCGUAAGAAGGUGGAGGCCAUCGUGACGGACUACCAGAAGAAGAUGACCGACAUCAACAAGUGCAUGCUGUUCAUCAAGCAAGGGAUUGAGAGCCUGCGCAGGUUCGAUCUGCUGAAGAUGAAGAAGCACGCGUACAACCGUGACUUCCCGGGCCUCAACAACAUCUAUGAGGACGGUGCCAUGGCUGGGAAGGCCAUCCUCAUCAACGCCAACGAGAUCAUGCGUGUGGUGCAGAUAGCCAACGUGGCUGGCAGCACUGCGGCCAGAGCUGUCCAGAUUGCCAGCAUGGCCACCGGAGUGCUCACCGGCCUCUUUGUGGGCAUGGACAUCUACUUUGUGGCCAAGGACUCCAAGGAGCUGAAGAAGGGAGCCAAGUCUGAGUUUGCUGCCAAGAUCAGGGAGGUGGCGACCCAGCUGCAUGAUGGACUGGUGGAGCUUAAUGGCAUACGGGUUGAGCUGCAGUCCACAGAUCCAGACAACACCAAUGGCACCAACACCCCAGACAGUACCAAUAAUCGGAAAAAGCUGGACAGUGAUGACAAUUAUAAAACUUCUGACAGCAAAAGCAUUGUUAAUAACAGCAAUACUGCAGAUAACAGUCAUAAGACCAGCAAAGCCUAA
Messenger RNA from Salvelinus namaycush (lake trout), 1209 nucleotides. It is a transcript of the gene apol1, whose product is annotated as apolipoprotein L, 1. Gene Ontology annotation, molecular function: lipid binding. Bases 1 to 1209 code for a protein of 402 amino acids. Gene Ontology annotation, biological process: lipid transport; lipoprotein metabolic process. NCBI's taxonomy places the organism in Eukaryota, Metazoa, Chordata, Actinopteri, Salmoniformes, Salmonidae. The transcript has 7 exons. Gene Ontology annotation, cellular component: membrane; extracellular region. The record is from RefSeq and is a predicted model, not a curated record.